AAUGUCUAUCACGACUUCCUCACGUCAUGGAAAUCUCCAAACCCGCCCCUCGCCGCUCCAUAUACCACAAUCCUCUCGCAAAAUCCUACACCGCACCACUAACCAAAGACAACUCCACCUCCAUCAAAGCCUUCUACGCAUCUCUCCCAAACUACGCACCAACCCGCCUCGUGCCUCUCUCAGACCUUGCAAGCGAGCUCGGGAUCAAAGGAAUUUACAUCAAAGCCGAGACCUCCCGGCUCGGACUUCCCUCUUUCAAACUUCUAGGAGCCUCCUGGGCUGUACGACAAGCGAUAAUCCAUCACGCAAAUCUUCCCUCAUCUUCCUCUCUAGAUGACCUAAGAGGCGCCGUCCAAAAACACGAUAUCAAAUUCUGUGCUGCCACAGACGGGAACCAUGGCCGCUCAGUAGCAUUCAUGGGCCGCUUACUCGGCGUCAACGAAACGAAAGUCUUCGUCCCAAGGGGUCUGGAUGAAAGAAUCAUAGCUUCCAUAGCCGAUGAGGGAGCGAACGUCGUUGUUGCUGAUGGAAAUUACGAUGAGACUGUUCAGACAGCUCAUCGGUUUGCAGAGCAGAAUGAGGACUUUAUGCUCAUUGAAGCCGUCGCUUAUACAGGAUAUGAAGAUAUUCCCCGAUGGGCUGUCGAGGGAUACACAACUAUGCUCCAUGAAAUCGACGCUCAGUUACAACUCCUCGGGCAGGAAGCAAGUAUGAUAAUAGCCCCUGUCGGCGUAGGCUCGCUUACGCAGGCUAUCAUCCAAUACUAUAAAUCUCCCAACAAAACAUCUCCGUCUCUGGUGAUCAUGACAGUUGAGCCUGACACAGCAGCUACGUUGCACAAAAGUCUCAAAGCGGGCGAAUCUCUCUCCAUAACAACCAGUCCAACGAUAAUGGCUGGCUUGGAGUGUGGUACGCUGUCAAGUAUUGCUUGGCCUUUACUCAAACAGGGCGUCGAUAUCAGCGCCACGAUCUCCGACUGGGAAUGUCAUCAAGCUAUCCUGGAUCUCGCUGAGAAUGAUGUGGAAGCAGGUCCCUGUGGGGCUGCUGCUCUUGCUGGACUGAGAAGACUAGCUUCCGAGGAGGUUCUAAACAAUGACUCAGUGGUUGUUUGCAUCUGUACGGAAGGAACCCGACCUUAUGAAAUCCCUACCCGAAUCGAGGAUCCGAACCUCUGUCUUUAGGAGACAUUGAUAGAUAUUUUUCAAUAAGUUAUUUAUUAAUUCACAU
Mollisia scopiformis is the source of this 1227-nucleotide messenger RNA. Its product is annotated as tryptophan synthase beta subunit-like PLP-dependent enzyme. Lineage: Eukaryota; Fungi; Ascomycota; Leotiomycetes; Helotiales; Mollisiaceae. The coding region runs from base 27 to 1181 and encodes 384 amino acids. The record is from RefSeq and is a predicted model, not a curated record. The transcript is spliced from 2 exons.